AUGAUCGACAAGAGUACACACGAGAUUCGCCAGGACGAAGACAAGACAGUAUACAAGAGCUUGGACGAGCUGAGCGAUGACCUCCCAGACCACUCGCCACGUUUUGUGCUACUUAGCUAUCCCCUGACGCUGCCAUCCGGGCGGAUGUCCGUCCCCUAUGUCAUGCUUUACUACCUUCCCAUCACCUGUAACAGCGAGUUGAGGAUGCUCUACGCUGGUGCCAAGGAAUUGAUGAGGAACACGAGUGAAGUCGGCAGGAUCAUAGACAUAGAAUCAACCGACGACUUGGAGAGCAUUCCGGAGAAGCUGGGUGCUGCACCAUGA
Pyricularia pennisetigena is the source of this 324-nucleotide messenger RNA. RefSeq lists its product as uncharacterized. Gene Ontology annotation, biological process: actin filament debranching; negative regulation of Arp2/3 complex-mediated actin nucleation. The transcript is spliced from 2 exons. The record is from RefSeq and is a predicted model, not a curated record. Lineage: Eukaryota; Fungi; Ascomycota; Sordariomycetes; Magnaporthales; Pyriculariaceae. Gene Ontology annotation, cellular component: actin cortical patch. Gene Ontology annotation, molecular function: Arp2/3 complex binding; actin binding. Bases 1 to 324 code for a protein of 107 amino acids.